GUUCUAAUAGAAUGUCCUGUCUUUCAUGAAUGUUUCCAAGAAUAUUAUUCACAGUUCAUUCAGCUUAGAGCUGCUUUAAUAAAUAUCAUACACAGGACAGUGAUGGCUAUGUUAAAGGGAGAUGUUUAUUAUGUUAAUGCUCAAAGUCAAUUCUUUGAAAACUGAACAGAAUUGAAGAAGUUGCUUUAAAUGGCACCAGACAUGGCUGGGGGACCAGGAGGAGAUUGACAUUUCAAGGGCUGAUUGAGACAAAAAAAAGCAGAAAUAUGGAAGCAUCUGCCAUAGGGGUUACUUUCAUAGGGGUCGGAGGGUUAAGCUAUGGAUCUUGGUAUAGCUAGGAAAAACAGGAGCUAGGUUUUCUUAAAAAUGGAAGACAAUACAAAAUAUAAAACCUUCCUUUUUGGAAAAGGAUGCCAAGUGACUGAAGAUGGCCUAGAAAAAUAAUGGGAAAGAGGGAAAGUAAAAAAAGAAGAAAAGGUCCAAAUCUGAGAAGAUGCACCUCCUGACUGCUUUCCAACUUUUUAUGCUAGCACUUUCACUGACUAUGGCCUCUGACCAAGUCACAGGGGAAUGUGAACCAAAAAUAAACACGUGCAAUGUUAUGCCUUGUGGUAUGCCUGGGAGCAAUGGGUUACCAGGUCGAGAUGGGAAUGAGGGUCCUAAAGGAGAAAAGGGGGACCGAGGAGAGAGAGGAACAAUAGGUCCUCCUGGAAAACUUGGACCCAUGGGCAUCAAAGGUGAUCCGGGGCCUGUGGGACCCAAAGGACCAAAAGGAGACAAUGGAGGAAAUGAAGAAAUUAAUUCUCUGAAGCAGCAAGUAGUGGCCCUUCAAGAACAGGUGAGAAUCCUGCAAACAAGUUUCUCCAAGUACAAGAAUGCUGCACUGUUCCCAAGUGGCCGAGCAGUUGGGGAAACAAUAUUCAAGACCAGUGGCUUUGAGGGCAACUUUGAGAAGGCACUGCAAUCAUGUAGACAAGCUGGUGGACAAGUAGCCUCACCCAGAAAUGCAGCAGAGAAUAUGGCAAUUCAUGAGAUUGUCACAGUAUACAAUAAGGAGGCCUUACUUGGUAUGACCGACAUGAAGACAGAGGGAAAGUUCAUCUAUCCAACAGGGGAAUCAUUGGGCUAUUCCAAUUGGGCCCCAGGAGAGCCCAACAACACUCGGGAUGAAGAGGACUGUGUUGAGAUCCUUAAAAAUGGCAAAUGGAAUGACAGGAAAUGUGGGGAUUCAGCUCUCAUCAUAUGUCAAUUUUGAGCCACUAGUAGAGAAAGAACUAUUAUUUAUCUGCUAUGAGGUAGCAAGAGGAUAGAUGUGAUACAGGCUGAUGUCAAGAAGAAUGCCUGGGGACCACAAAGGCUCAUCAUGUGAAGGACCACUAUACUGCUCUUGACUAAUAAAUAAAAUAUCAAUUCCUU
Molecule: messenger RNA, 1416 nt
Organism: Gracilinanus agilis (Agile Gracile Mouse Opossum)
Lineage: Eukaryota; Metazoa; Chordata; Mammalia; Didelphimorphia; Didelphidae
Product: pulmonary surfactant-associated protein D-like
Exons: 5
Coding region: 494-1255 (253 amino acids)
Biological process (GO): surfactant homeostasis; positive regulation of phagocytosis
Cellular component (GO): rough endoplasmic reticulum; multivesicular body
Source: RefSeq, a predicted model, not a curated record